AAACCUUGUAAAAUUCAUCCCCAAACACGAAGGAAAAAAAAAAAAAAAAAAAAAAGGUAGAAAAACCCCUUAAACCCUAGAAGCUGCUGCCGCUUCUAGACCCUUCGUUUCCUUCUAAAAUCACCAGUUCUCUACCCCAAUUUCUCCCAUUCUCAAAACUAUCUUUCUGGGGGCCGUUGCUACUGUUCAGUUUCUGUAUUCACAUACACAUAAUGUACCGCUUCUCCACCGGCUUCGCCUCCAAAGUUCGGGUCGCUAGGAAAAGUACCCAGCAGAUUGGUACUAGAUUGAGUUGGAGCAGGAAUUAUGCGGCCAAAGACAUCAAAUUCGGGGUGGAGGCCAGGGCUCUUAUGCUUAAGGGUGUCGAAGACCUGGCCGAUGCUGUCAAAGUCACCAUGGGUCCUAAGGGACGUAAUGUGGUAAUUGAACAAAGUUGGGGUGCUCCAAAGGUGACAAAAGAUGGUGUAACUGUUGCAAAGAACAUUGAAUUCAAGGACAAAGUAAAAAAUGUUGGAGCCAGUCUUGUGAAACAAGUUGCAAAUGCCACCAAUGAUAAAGCAGGGGACGGGACCACCUGUGCUACAGUACUUACUCGAGCAAUUUUUGCCGAAGGGUGCAAGUCAGUUGCGGCUGGGAUGAAUGCAAUGGACCUAAGACGUGGUAUUUCCAUGGCAGUUGAUGCUGUUGUUACACAUUUGAAAAGCAGUGCGCGGAUGAUCAGCACAUCUGAAGAAAUUGCACAGGUUGGGACAAUAUCUGCAAAUGGAGAGAGAGAAAUUGGCGAGUUGAUUGCUAGGGCUAUGGAGAGAGUUGGCAAAGAGGGAGUGAUCACAAUACAAGAUGGGAAAACAUUGUAUAAUGAGUUGGAAGUUGUCGAGGGCAUGAAGCUAGACAGGGGUUACAUAUCCCCUUACUUCAUUACUAACCAGAAAAACCAGAUGUGUGAAUUGGAAGAUCCUCUCAUUUUAAUUUAUGAGAAGAAAAUCUCAAGUUUAAAUGCUGUCAUCAAAUUAUUAGAGCUGGCUUUGAAGAGACAAAGGCCCUUGCUAAUUGUUGCCGAAGAUGUGGAAAGUGAGGCCUUGGCAACUCUUAUUCUGAACAAACUUCGUGCUGGAAUCAAGGUUUGUGCCAUCAAAGCCCCUGGUUUUGGUGAGAAUAGGAAAGCCAAUCUGCAGGAUCUUGCCAUUCUUACUGGAGGAGAACUGAUAACUGAAGAGCUUGGCUUGAAUCUUGAAAAAGUGGAUCUUGAUAUGCUUGGAAGUUGCAAAAAGGCCACAAUAUCGAAAGAUGAUACUGUUGUUCUUGACGGUGCUGGGGACAAGAAGGCCAUUGAGGAAAGAUGUGAACAGAUCAGGGCAGCAAUUGAAAAUAGCACAUCUGAUUAUGACAAAGAGAAGUUACAAGAGAGAUUGGCCAAGCUUUCUGGUGGUGUUGCUGUGUUGAAGAUUGGAGGAGCUAGUGAAGCUGAAGUUAGUGAGAAGAAGGAUAGAGUGACAGAUGCCUUAAAUGCCACAAAGGCAGCUGUAGAGGAGGGUAUAGUACCAGGUGGUGGUGUCGCUCUUCUUUACGCAUCAAAAGAGUUGGAAAAGCUGGAAACUGCCAACUUUGAUCAGAAGAUUGGUGUUCAGAUUAUUCAGAAUGCACUCAAGACACCUGUGUACACAAUUGCUUCUAAUGCUGGAGUGGAGGGGGCUGUUGUUGUUGGUAAGUUGUUGGAAGAAAGUGACCCAAAUAAAGGAUAUGACGCAGCCAAAGGUGAAUAUGUUGAUAUGGUCAAAUCCGGCAUAAUUGACCCAGUGAAAGUAAUUAGGACUGCUCUGGUUGAUGCUGCAAGUGUGUCAUCUUUGAUGACAACCACCGAAGCCAUUGUGACUGAAAUACCCAAAGAGGAUAAAGAGGUUCCGGCUAUGGGAGGUGGUGGCAUGGGCGGCAUGGAUUAUUGAGGAUCCUGUUAGCAUGGGUAAUUGGGGAGCACAAUCAUCCGGACAGCCUUGAUGUUUUAUCUCCAAGAUGUAUACCUGAUGCAAACAUUAGGGAUUUUUCGUUUUAAAUCUUGAAUGGUUUGGUCACAAGGUAUCCAUGUAACCAUAGCAAGAGAACCGUGCAGGUAGUUUUGGUAACUUAGGAUUAAACCUGUGAUUGUUGCUGCACUGAGGAAUCACCAUGUACCGGAACUAGAAUUUUUGCCGUCUACUUUGCAAUCUAAAGGUUGUUACUACUA
Messenger RNA from Juglans microcarpa x Juglans regia, 2221 nucleotides. Its product is annotated as chaperonin CPN60-2, mitochondrial-like. The transcript has 18 exons. The record is from RefSeq and is a predicted model, not a curated record. Gene Ontology annotation, cellular component: cytosol; mitochondrion. Lineage: Eukaryota; Viridiplantae; Streptophyta; Magnoliopsida; Fagales; Juglandaceae. Gene Ontology annotation, biological process: protein refolding. Gene Ontology annotation, molecular function: ATP-dependent protein folding chaperone; ATP binding. Bases 213 to 1943 code for a protein of 576 amino acids.